Hyaloperonospora brassicae is the source of this 642-nucleotide messenger RNA. The record is from the annotation of a GenBank genome assembly. Lineage: Eukaryota; Oomycota; Peronosporomycetes; Peronosporales; Peronosporaceae.
AUGUGGACGGAACUGGAGCUCGUGGUGCUCGGCGUGACGGUCGUGACGGUCGCGCUGCUGAUUACGGCGGCGCGCGUGCUCAUGCCGCAGAAGACGGACGAAGUGGACGAGUCGCUCCAGGCCAUGAUCAACGGCUUUGACUUUGCGCUGCCCGACGAAGUGGAGGAGUACCGGCAGUGCAAAGCCGCGCACGGGGACGACACGGACAAGUGUUUCCAGCUGCUCUUCCGUCGCGCCGUGGCGGACAUCCCGCUGAUCCGCAAGAUCCAGUCGGAGAGCUCGGGCAUCCAGCGGCUCAAGAAGAACGACAUCCUCAAGGACGGCUCGUUCCUGAGCUACAAGUUGGCCGAGGAGUUGAUCAACGAGGAGAUUAACGACGUGCGUCGAGAGGCCGAGGAACUGAAACCAGGGGAGGGCUGGCCGGACAAGAUUUUCCCGCAGGCGGUACAGUUUAUGAGUCAGAUUGCCGAGCAGCAAGCGGCGACGCAGCGGAAGGCGGCCGAGGCACAGGCGAAGGCCAUGCAGGCGGCACACGCCAAGGCCAUGUUGCAAGCGGAAGCGGCGGAGAUUGCGGUGAAACACAUUGAAGCGCAGGUAGCAGCGACGGAGAGUGAGAAAGGAAAGAUGCGGAAGCGAAAGUGA